Messenger RNA from Centruroides sculpturatus (bark scorpion), 1125 nucleotides. RefSeq names its product leucine-rich repeat transmembrane neuronal protein 3-like. The coding region runs from base 128 to 1078 and encodes 316 amino acids. Lineage: Eukaryota; Metazoa; Arthropoda; Arachnida; Scorpiones; Buthidae. The transcript is spliced from 4 exons. Gene Ontology annotation, molecular function: protein binding. The record is from RefSeq and is a predicted model, not a curated record.
AAAAGAGCUGAUACGCAGUUUUGCAAUGUGCCAGGUGCGCGUUUUCGUGAGAAAGUGAAAAGUCUUACGUGACGUCACCAAGGAUAUAAAACGUUAAGAAGGGAAAUUCGGUUGGUAAGACCUGAAAAUGACGGGCUUUUUGUUCAUCUUUGGAUUACUGUUAGCCUUCCAUCUUUGUGUUGGUGACGAUGACGAAUUAUGCCCACCUUCAUCGGUAAUAGCACCUUGCGACUGUGACGGAGAAGGUAUUAAUUGCAUGAAAGCCAAAGAUGAUGCAGAAUUGCAGAAAGUAUUCCGUUCUAUUCCUAAACCCUGGGCCUUCAGAGGAGUUUGGAUCCAAAUAACCGAUAUGUCGCAGGUUCCCUCUUAUAUGUUUAAAGGCAUCGAAGUACAAGCUUUCCAUUUAGAAGUUAAUCGUAUUAACAAAGUCAGCCCGAAUGCAUUUAAUGGAUCCGAACUAUCAGUACGAUCUAUCAGUCUUUUUGGCAACGUUUUGACCACCGUUCCGUUCGAAGAUUUCAAAAAAUUACAGUUUCUGGCUACAAUCAAUAUCGCUAGAAACAAUCUCGACGAAAUUCCGCAAGAUGCUUUCCGGGGAAUGCAGCGUCUAACAUCUAUCAUUUUAGCAGAAAAUAGGAUCCGUUUUGUUGGAAUGAAUGCGUUUAAUGAUUGCCCCAAUUUGCAGCAAAUCGAUCUUUUGCACAACAGAAUAAACAUCUUAGGACCAAUGUCAUUCGCAAUGACGAAACAUAAUCCAUUUUUGCAGAUAAACUUGGCUAAUUGCAGUAUAGCCAGUAUUUCUCCUACAGCCUUUACUGGAGCAGCCCCUAAACUUUUACAUCUGGCUAUGAAUCGACUGCCAUAUUUAGAAGAAGCAGUUUUUGGUCCCAUACUUCAAAAAACUAACAAUGUUGCCGGAGUUAUCGAUGUCUCUCUUAACCCAUUCAUGUGCCAAGGAUGCAAUUAUCUUUGGUUAGUAAUAAACAAAAAUGUAUUGAAAUAUCGUCUUCCGGGAUUCCGCUGCAUGAAUGGAAUGAAUAUCGAUCAAUUGACCAGACAAAAUAUUUGGUGCAAUUAAAAUCGAAUGUAUUAUUAUGAAUCAUAAUAAACAUUUUUGACAGAUUU